AUGGCAAUUUCACCGAAGAAGACUAAAACGUCCAGCGUGCAACGCCGAACUCACCUCCGUGUCUCUUCGAGACUUGCUCGUCCCAGCAAGCGGCUCAAGCAGCUUCAGAAGAGCGAGCGCAUCCAGCAGCUUCAGAGCAGCGCGCGGCAGAGGCAGCACCAGAGCGACACCAUCGCUGAGGCAUCCUCCGAUCCAGCCAUGGCCACGUCCAAAUCGACGAUGGAAACCGCGCUCUCAAGGAGUGCGCAUACCAAAAAGCAGAAGGGUAUGAGCCGCCCGAGUUUCCGCAAGACAGGCAGGGUAAUUAUCCGCUUGCCCCCUUCUCACGUACGGGAUGCAAUGCAAUUCAUCCCGAUCGAAGAUAUCUUGGAAAAUCUGAUCGCCAAAAACCACGGCGAGAUUCCGAACGAAGAGGAUAUAGCAACCGUAGCCACGUACUACUUCGUGGACGUGUGCAGUACAUACCCUGCUUCGUUGAUUCGAUUCGCAGCCACUGUACUGUUCCGCCAUUUUGAACCAAUCCUGGAGCGGACGACACCGAGUUAUAAGGCCUACGAGAUGCUGAAGGCCAAAACACAAUUCGUCAAGGCCAUGCGGGCUCUGCGUGCCGAAGUUGCCUGGGGAUUUGUUCGAACUGGCAAAGCUGACCUUUGGAUGCACAAAGGACUGUAG
This is a messenger RNA of Neurospora tetraspora, 672 nucleotides long. RefSeq lists its product as uncharacterized. The coding region runs from base 1 to 672 and encodes 223 amino acids. Lineage: Eukaryota; Fungi; Ascomycota; Sordariomycetes; Sordariales; Sordariaceae. The record is from RefSeq and is a predicted model, not a curated record. The transcript is spliced from 4 exons.